AUGAAAUAUCAGUGUAAAAAGUGUGGCAAGUGUUUUAGCAGAGCAGGCAACCUAAGAAGACAUGAAAAACUGCAUAAUGGUGAGACGCCUUAUCAAUGCAAACAGUGUGGCCAUUGCUUUAGAGAAGCUGCUAACCUAAGGAGUCAUGAGCGGAUCCACACUGGAGAGAAGCCUUAUGAAUGCAAAAAGUGUGGCAAGUGUUUUAGACAUUCAAAAAGCCUCAGGAAUCAUAAAAGGAUCCACACUGGAGAAAAGCCUUAUGAAUGUAAACAGUGUGACAAGUCUUUUAGCCGAACAGAAAACUUAAAGAGUCAUGAAAGGGUUCACACUGGGGAAAAGCCUUAUAAAUGUAAAAAGUGUGGAAAGUGUUUUGGCCGAGCAGGAGGCCUCAACAGGCAUGAAAGAACGCAUACCAAAGAGAAGCCUUAUCAGUGCAAACAAUGUGGCAAGUGUUUUAGCGUAGCAGGAAGCUUAAGAUGUCAUGAAAGAGUCCACACUGGCGAAAAACCUUAUGAAUGCAAACAGUGUGGCAAGUGUUUUAGCACAGUAGGAAACCUAAGAAGACAUGAAAAAUUCCAUAGUGGAGAGAGGCCUUAUCAAUGCAAACAGUGUGGCCAUUGCUUUAGAGAAGGUGCUAGCCUAAGGAGUCAUGAGCGGAUCCACACUGGAGAGAAGCCUUAUGAAUGCAAAAAGUGUGGCAAGUGUUUUAGACAUUAAGGGAGCCUCAGGAAUCAUAAAAGGAUCCACACUGGAGAAAAGCCUUAUGAAUGUAAACAGUGUGGCAAGUCUUUUAGCCGAAAAGAAAACUUAAAGAGUCAUGAGAGGGUUCACACUUGGGAAAAGCUAGCCUGAAAUUCAUCCGAUUGCUUCGAGUCGUUUUCUCCUCUCAACAACGUCUGAAUCGACCAGCCGUUAAUGCCGUCCAGUGACGUCACUCACUACCCGAAAACCGGGUAGUGAUUUUCAUUGGUUGAUUGUCUAAACAUUCGCAUAAUUAUGUAUAAUUAUGAAAAAAUUUUAGCGGGAUUGUCAUUUGAUAUUCAGCGGAUCGCAUCCCUGGCAUUCUGUCGGUUAGUUCAAACAUUUCUAUGAGCUUAAUCUUUAUCUUAAACAGCAAAAUUGCCCUUGUCUUCGAAACUGAAAUGUUAAAUUGAACUGCGAAUGCAGAAUCAUCGCGGAGAGUCGGUAGGUGAGUUUUCAUUCAGAGUCGCUUUGUGGUUUCGGCGGCCGGUGAUUUUGUUUACGCGAAGUUUUCUGAAUUUUAAUUCGACCUUCUUGCUAUUUCACCGUCAAGUGUGAUGAUUCUGUUAGCUUUUCUUUCUUUUCUCCUUGUUUUUUUCUUCGUUAAGGACCAAAUAGCUUCUUUUCAAUUAAAGCAAAUCAUUUUGUUUUUGAACGAAGUGUUCCGUGUGUGUUUUUAUCAUGUUUUAUUUCAUUGCGUGAUUGCGACCGAGUUUGAUUAUAGAAUUUAGUACAACCAGUUCAGAGUUGUACCGCAUGCAGUUGAUUGUUUGAACGUUAAACAUGAACUACAAUCGAAAAAAAUAAAGCAGUUCUGUAUCUUGCAGACAUUUUCAAACGAUAUUUCUCGGUUUGCCACUUGAAAAUCGUGUUUUGCUUUUUGCAUGAAUUAAAGCAAAGGUCAAGGAGUAGUGACGUCACUGGAAGGCAUUAACGGCCGAUCGAUUCAGACGUUACUGAGGGAGUAAUAACGACUCGAAGUAAUCGGAUGAAAUUCAGGCUAGGGAAAAGCUAGCCUGAAAUUCAUCCCAUUGCUUCGAGUCGUUUUCUCCUCUCAACAACGUCUGAAUCGACCGCCCGUUAAUGCCGUCCAGUGACGUCACUCACUACCCGAAAACCGGGUAGUGAUUCUGAUUGGUUGAUUGUCUAAACAUUCGCAUAAUUAUGUAUAAUUAUGAAAAAUUCUAGCGGGAUCGUCGCUUGAUAUGCAGCGGAUCGCAUCCCUGGCAUUCUUUCGUGUAGUUCAAACAUUUCGAUAAGCUUAAUCGUUAUCUUAAACAGCAAAAUUGCCCUCGUCUGCGAAACUGAAAUGCUAAUUGAACUCCGAAAGAAGAAUCAUUGCGGAGAAUCGGUAGGUUUUUUAUUUGGAGCCGCUUUGUGGUUUCGGCGGCCGGUGAUUUUCUGAGAUCAAUAUUAUAAUUCGACCUUCUUGCUAUUUUUACCGUCAAGUGUAAUGAUUCUGUGAAAGGUUUGAACCCAUUACCUACUUUCGUAAUGAUUCUGUUAGCUUUUCUUUCUUGUUUCCUUGUUUUUUUCUUCGUUAAGGACCAAAUAGCUUCUUUUCAAUUAAAGCAAAUCAUUGUGUUUUUGAACUAAUUGUUCGGUGUGUAUGUUUAUUUCAUUGGGUGAUUGCGACCGAGUUUGAUUAUAGAAUUCAGUACAACCGGUUCAGAGUUGUCCUGCAUGCAGUUGAUAGUUUGAACGUUAAACAUGAACUAUAUAUGUUGCGAUCGAAAAAAAUAAAGCAAUUCUGUGUCAUGCAGACAUUUCCAAACGAUAUUUCUCGAUUUGCCACUUGAAAAUCGUGUUUUACUUUUUGCGCGAAUUAAAGCAAAGAUCAAGGAGUAGUGACGUCAGUGGACGGCAUUAACGGCCGGUCGAUUCAGACGUUUCUGAGGGGGUAAUAGCGACUCGAAGUAGUCGGGUGAAAUUCAGGGAAAAGCCUUAUAAAUGUAAAAAGUGUGGAAAGUGUUUUGGCCGAGCAGGAGACCUCAGCAAACAUAAAAGAACGCAUAACAAAGAGAAGCCUUAUCAAUGCAAACAAUGUGGCAAGUGUUUUAGCGAAGCAGGAAGCCUAAGAUGUCAUGAAAGAGUCCACACUGGCGAAAAACCUUAUGAAUGUAAAGAGUGUGGCACGUGUUUCAGAGAAUCGAGUUUCCUUAGAAGUCAUGAGAAGGUUCACACUUGAGAAAAGCCCUAUUGUUGUAAAAAGUGUGGCAAGUAUAUUAGUCUAGUAGGAACCUUAGAAGACAUAAAAGAGUGCAUAAUGGUGAGAAGCCUUUUCAGUGCAAACAGUGUGGCAAGUGUUUUAGCAAUGCAGGAAGCCUAAGGUAUCAUGAAAGAGUCCACUCUGGAGAAAAACCUUAUGAGUGCAAACAGUGUGGCAAGCGUUUCCGAACGUCAAAUUACCUUAGGGAGCACGACAAGGUACACACUGGAGAAAAGCCC
Messenger RNA from Porites lobata, 3189 nucleotides. Lineage: Eukaryota; Metazoa; Cnidaria; Anthozoa; Scleractinia; Poritidae. The record is from the annotation of a GenBank genome assembly.